ACAUGCUUGCCUGGGACUCGAGUAGACAUCUUGAAAAACCUCAUCGAUUCCCUGACAGAUCCUAGCCUGCCUCCCGGUCAUAAUGUCAUCUGGCUUCGUGGACCGGCUGGAUCCGGCAAGAGUACCAUGCUCAACACGGUUGCUCAACACUUCUCAGAGCUGCGCCGACGUGGCGCUUUUCUGUUCUGGGACCGGAACGACCCUCACCCCUUCGUGUGAUACGUACUCUUGCCUUCCAGCUGGCUCGUUUCAAUCCCACUUUUGCCGUGAAAAUGGCUGAACAAAUCGAAAAAUUGCCCGACAUUACUACAUCCACCCUCGAUAUGCAAUUCAAGCAUCUUCUAGAGGUGCCUCUGGCCGAACUCGCAGCAGAGCUUGAUUUGGGCUCUAUUGUAAUUGUCCUUGAUGCCCUUGAUGAGUGUGGUACUAUGGAGACGAGGACAAAGCUCCUUCACGCACUCUCUGAAGGCCUUGCAAGGCUUCCGAGUACCUUUCGGUUCCUGAUAGCCAGCCGGGACGAACCCGACAUUGGUGCUGCCCUGUCGUGUCUGGGUGUUGACGUGCGUGACGUGCCGAUUGGGGAUGAGUCGACAUCAUCUGACAUCAAGCUCUGUUUCCAACAACGGCUUGCCUGCAGCGCUGAUGCCUUCGUAGGCCAUGGUCUGUCAUCCAAUUGGCCGGGAGACCCCGUAAUAUGGCAGCUUGUCGCUCUGUCCGGAGGUCUUUUCAUUUGGGCAUCUACAACCAUUCGCUUCCUUGAAUCCCACUUUCCUGAAGAAAGGUUGAAAACGGUGCUAAGUGCAUCAGUACAGGCCCCACCGCAUGCUGGGUUGGACAAUUUGUAUCGGGUCGCUCUUACUCAUCCAUUCGACUCAUACGACGAAAACGAACUUGUCAGAGUCCGCGCGUCUAUUCGCAGCGUAAGAGUAUCCCCAGGAAACUAG
This is a messenger RNA of Cantharellus anzutake, 944 nucleotides long. RefSeq lists its product as uncharacterized. The transcript is spliced from 2 exons. Lineage: Eukaryota; Fungi; Basidiomycota; Agaricomycetes; Cantharellales; Hydnaceae. The coding region runs from base 273 to 944 and encodes 223 amino acids. The record is from RefSeq and is a predicted model, not a curated record.